Molecule: messenger RNA, 482 nt
Organism: Limulus polyphemus (Atlantic horseshoe crab)
Lineage: Eukaryota; Metazoa; Arthropoda; Merostomata; Xiphosura; Limulidae
Gene: eIF3h
Product: eukaryotic translation initiation factor 3 subunit H-like
Exons: 3
Coding region: 63-482 (139 amino acids)
Cellular component (GO): cytosol; eukaryotic translation initiation factor 3 complex; cytoplasm
Molecular function (GO): metallopeptidase activity; protein binding; translation initiation factor activity
Source: RefSeq, a predicted model, not a curated record
AGUACAAAGGUGUAGUUCGUUAGUAUCGAGAGUAUAUCUUCGUGUUGUAAAGAGUUGGUAAAAUGGCAUCUGGUAAAAGUUCUAGGCGUAACACGGAGUCCGAAAGUCCAAUUGAUUAUGUCCAGAUCGACGGCUUGGUUGUUUUGAAAAUAGUGCGACAUUGUCAAGAAGAAGGAGCAGGUGCCACAGAUGUUGCCCAGGGUGUACUCUUAGGUCUUGUUGCUGAUAACCAUUUGGAGAUAACUAAUUGCUUUCCAUUUCCUCGACACACUGAUGAUGAGGACUUUGAUGAAGUGAAAUAUCAGAUGGAAAUGAUGAGACAUCUUCGGCAAGUCAACGUUGAUCACCUUCACGUUGGCUGGUACCAGAGCACACAUUUUGGAAGCUAUUUCAACAAGCCUCUGCUGGAGUCGCAGUACAGUUAUCAGAGUUCUGUCGAAGAAUCCGUUGUCCUUAUUUAUGGUAUGCUGAAGAAUAAUUAA